Molecule: messenger RNA, 1438 nt
Organism: Gasterosteus aculeatus aculeatus (three-spined stickleback)
Lineage: Eukaryota; Metazoa; Chordata; Actinopteri; Perciformes; Gasterosteidae
Source: RefSeq, a predicted model, not a curated record
CAGAGAUUAUACAAUAAUAACAAUAAGAAGCUUUUUCACGCGUACCAAUAUUUUCACAGGCUGAGCUGGUGUGAGCUCUCUGAGGAAUCCUGCAGAGGUCUCGCGUCCUCAGUGAUCGGCGCCCCGUCUUCUAAUCUGACAGAGCUGGACCUGAGUCAUAACGACCUGUUGGAUUCAGGUGUGCAGAUGCUCGCGGGAGGCCUGCAGAGUCCACAUUGUAGGCUGGAGAUUCUCAAGCUGUUAGGUUGUCAGGUGACGGAGAAAGGCUGCUCCUUCCUGGCCUCUGCACUCAAGUCCAAUACAGCCUCCACCCUAAAACUGCUGGAUCUGAGCUACAAUCACCCAGGAGUCAACGGGAAGGCAGAGCUGAAUGCUAUAGUUGAAGAUCCAAAUAUGAGCCUGAAGACACUCUGUUUGGACCACGAUGGAGCACAUCGGUUAAAGGCAGGACUGAAGAAGUAUGGCGAUGAUCUGAAGCUGGAUGAAAGCACUGCAAGCAAGAGGCUCGUUCUGUCUGAUGGAGGCAGGAAAGCAAAAACUGUACAACUGGUGAAUGAGAAAGUGCAACGACCUGAAAGCCCCGUCAGAUUUAAGAGGACUCAGGUGUUUUGUGAGAAAGGCCUAAACGGUCUCUGCUACUGGGAGGUGGAGUGUGAAGGGGAGGUCGGUAUCGCAGUGGCAUAUAGAGCGGUGGGUAGAAGAUGGGACAGAAGUGGUGGCCUGGGAUGCAAUGACAAGUCCUGGAGCCUGCUCUGCUCCAGAUACACAACCAGAUACAAGACCAGAUACACUGCAAUUCAUGGGAAAACAUCCAAAGAUGUCAAACCCAACAACGGGAAGCUGUCCAAAGCUGUUAAGCGGAACAACAAGAGGACAUCUGAAGAUGUUAAUCCUAAAGAGAACGUACAACGUUGCAAAAAAAUAGGAGUGUUUCUGGAUUGGGAAGCUGGCACUCUGACUUAUUACCGUGUCAAACCUGAAAAGGAGCUCAUACACACUUUUCAUCACAAAUUCACAGAACUUGUCUUCCCAUGCUUCUGGUUUAAGAAUGGCUCUGUGACUUUGUGUGAGAUGAAUCUUUGUAGUGUCCCGUAGAUGGUCUACUCCAGGGGUGCCCGCGCUUUUUCGGAUCGCAAGCUACUUUGCAAGUCCCCAUCCCCCGAAUAAUUGAUACUGCAGAUGACCUCUUUGGUCACUUCGCUCUGUACUUUGAGAGCAGUUAAAAAUUGCGCUUAGUCUUAGUUUUUUUCAAUCGCUAACAAGCACUUACCCAUAUUUCAGAAUUUUUUUCUAAACUCUUAACACUCACACCUACAAGACACAAUUGGCCAAAUUGAUCAUUUUCUUCUCAAAAACACAUUUUGUUAAAUAUAUACUAACUCUUAAUUUAAAAACAGAACACAUCUUUCUCUGCACACACUAACUUUACCAAAACAAU